Messenger RNA from Pollicipes pollicipes, 1318 nucleotides. RefSeq lists its product as uncharacterized. The record is from RefSeq and is a predicted model, not a curated record. Gene Ontology annotation, biological process: mRNA modification. NCBI's taxonomy places the organism in Eukaryota, Metazoa, Arthropoda, Thecostraca, Pollicipedomorpha, Pollicipedidae. The coding region runs from base 91 to 1164 and encodes 357 amino acids. The transcript is spliced from 8 exons. Gene Ontology annotation, cellular component: RNA N6-methyladenosine methyltransferase complex.
GCCGCCUUCCGCCGCGCCGGCUACCACGGCGGCGCCGCCGGCUACUUCGAGCCCGAGCCGGAGCUGGAGCCGCUGCCCGACCCGGGCGACAUGAUCGUGCGCGACGAGGUCAGGUCGGAGGAGGGCGGCAGUGGCGGAGACGACGACGACCGCGCGGCAUCACCCAGCGCUCAGCGCACAGAUGGACCUCCGUCCGAUGUGGUGCGGGCGUCCCGUGAGAGGGAGCAGCCGCUGCCAGGCGAGGUGUGGAACUACGAUGCCAACAAGGAGACCUGGGUGCAGAAGCCGGAGGGCGCCGCCGCCGACCAGGACGGCCCAGAGUCGGCCUCGGGUUCGGCGGCGCCCGGUGCCGCGGAGGCGGCGGCAUCCGGCGGCGUGGAGGUGGCGCCCGCUGGUGACGGGCUGCAAGCCGAGUCGCUGUCGGAUUUCUCCGACGACGCCGACGAGAUUCUCAACCGAGAGGACGAGGUGGUGGAGGAGGAGAUCACGUUCGAGGACGACUCGGGUCACGACGGCGAGCGGCCUGGCUCGCGCGGCUCGGCACCGGCCGCCGGCGCGCGCCGCCGCCCCAGCGCCGACGACCGGCCGCGAGACACCGCCGCGGCCGGCGCGGCCGCCAUCACCGCCACCGCCGCCACCGCCACCGCCACCACCGCUGAGGAAGAUGAGGAGGAGGCUGAUGGCGUGGACCCGCCGGAGGCCAGGCCGCAGAGUCUGGUGGACGCGCUGGCGAUCGACUGGAGCAGCCUGGUGAGCGCGCAGCCGCGGCGGCCGGCGCCGCCGCCGCCCGGCUCGGCGCUGGAGCGGUUCUCGGCGGCGGCCGUGUUCUCGCAGCUGGGCGUCUGCGCCGACUGGGCCGGGCCCGAGCUGAUGCAGACGGUCCGGCAGCACUGCGGCGCGCCGCCAGACUCGGAGGAGGUGCCGUCGGAGCCGGUGCCCAGCGCCGCCGAGUGUCAGCGGCGGUACCGGCGCCGCACUGAGCAGGCCAUCACCGACCCGGGCCCGCACCGGCGAGCCCUCUGCGCACGCGCCGACCUCGCCAUCAGGCGACACCUGUGUGACGUGACGGAGACGGAGCCGAUGUCGGAGGCGGUCGCCAGAGCCAGCUUCAAACGCGACACCUUCGCUAAACACCUGGCCUUGCUGACAGCCAGGGUCAGCUGAUGCUGGCGUGACGUCACUGGUCCACUGCUGUGUUCGUCCGCCGGGGUCGCGGUCCGUAGCCGUCAGCUGACGAACGUGGGCCGAUCCCGGCCGAGACACAUGUCACGUGCGCUGCGUGAUUGACGGAAUACAGCAACGCAGUGCAAAUACCUCA